Theobroma cacao (cacao) is the source of this 3169-nucleotide messenger RNA. NCBI's taxonomy places the organism in Eukaryota, Viridiplantae, Streptophyta, Magnoliopsida, Malvales, Malvaceae. The record is from RefSeq and is a predicted model, not a curated record.
AGAGCCUUUAGAUCUGAUUAUAUUAACCAUAAAAUUAGCCUCUUUUUUUCUUUGUUUCUUUCUCUCUCUCUCUCUCGCUGUCUCAUUAGCUCUGUCGCUCUCUCCAUUUGUCAAUUCGGAAGGUGAAUCGCCACCGGUAUACGCUACGCUCCACACCUUGAUGCGAUUGGUCACUUGCUGGAGACUGAGGAGUCGGCAUUACUCAAAAUUGAGUUCCGAUCGGCUCUGUUUGGAUUCUGAUAAAUUACCGCGUAAAUUUUCCAUAUGGUUUGGAUUAGGAGUUGGUAAUUCGGUUUUAGGCCGUUCAAUUCGGGUGGAAUAAUUGAUCCGUAAUAAGGAAUUAAAAUUCAGCUUGAUUUUUGUGAUUUUUCUUGAUAUUGCUUAUGGUGGAUUUACAGUGAACCUGGAUUUUGUUCUGUUUUGCUUUCUGUUGCUUGUGAUGGUUGGUGAAAGAUCGGUGAACAGAGGAGUGUAGAGGAGGUGGUUUCAAUGCUUGUUGGACUUGUCCGGCUUCAUGGUAACAUAUACAGAAGCUUAUAUGUAAUGAUAGGUUAUGGUUUUCGCAGUUCUUGGAGAUUUAAGCUAAAGGGAUUGGUUAUUUAGUGGUUUUACAAACCUCGAUUGUUUAAAGCUUUGGACAUGAGAAGCCCUUGGCUCAAUAAACUAUCCCUCAUUUUCGGUCCAAGACCGCCGGUCAGUUGGUUGUUAUUGUGCUUUGUUAGUGUGCUUGCGCUGAUUGCAGUCUUUGGAUCGUCAUCAUCUAAUACCUUUGACUCUGUAACUUCCACUCCUGUACCUGAGAUUUAUACAAACUAUAGAAGGCUAAAGGAGCAGGCGGCAGUCGAUUAUUUUGAGCUGAGAACUCUCUCACUGGGAGCUAGUCGCCAAAGGGAGCUUGAUCUUUGUGCCAAAGAAAGAGAAAAUUAUGUUCCUUGUUACAAUGUGACGGCAAAUUUGUUAGUAGGGUUUAAAGAUGGAGAGGAGUUCGAUCGACAUUGUGAAGCUUCAAGGCAAGGAAAGCGGUGUUUAGUUCGCCCUCCUAAGGAUUAUAAGAUUCCACUCCGUUGGCCAGCUGGUAGGGAUGUGAUAUGGAGUGGAAAUGUGAAGAUAACCAAAGAUCAAUUUCUUUCCUCUGGAAGCAUGACAAAGAGACUGAUGUUGCUUGAAGAGAAUCAAAUUGCUUUUCACUCUGAGGAUGGCUUAAUUUUUGAUGGUGUUAAAGAUUAUUCUCGUCAGAUUGCAGAGAUGAUGGGACUGGGAAGUGACUCUGAUUUUUUUCAAGCCGGUGUCCGCACUGUACUUGAUAUUGGUUGCGGAUUUGGAAGUUUCGGAGCUCAUUUAGUUUCACUACAAUUGAUGGCUCUUUGUAUUGCUGCAUAUGAGGCAACUGGAAGCCAAGUUCAGUUAGCUCUUGAGAGAGGUCUUCCAGCAAUGAUUGGCAAUUUCGUAUCAAGACAACUUCCACAUCCAUCAUUGUCAUUUGACAUGGUUCAUUGUGCUCAGUGUGGGAUUGUUUGGGACAAGAAAGAGGGGAUGUUUCUAAUAGAAGUAGAUCGCUUACUCAAGCCUGGAGGUUAUUUUAUUUUAACCUCGCCCACAAGUAAGCCACAGGGAAGUGCAACAGGUAUGAAGAAAAGAAACAUGUUAACACCAUUGGAACAAUUCACUGAAAAAAUUUGUUGGAGUCUUAUUGCUCAGCAAGAUGAGACUUUCAUCUGGCAGAAAACUGCCGAUGCUCAUUGCUAUACUUCUCGCAAGCAGAAUGAUGUACCCCUUUGCAAAGAAGGACGUGAUGCUCCCUAUUAUCAGGCCUUGAUGCCAUGUGUUAUUGGAGCUUCCAGCAAACGCUGGAUUCCCAUUCAGAACAGGUCCUCUAGCUCACAUUUGAGCUCUGCAGAGCUUGAAGUUCACGGUGUCAGUACAGAAGAUUUCUUUGAUGACUUGCAAGUUUGGCAAUCAGCUUUAAAAAACUAUUGGUCUUUGCUCACACCCUUAAUUUUUUCUGACCAUCCCAAGAGGCCAGGUGAUGAAGACCCAUUGCCUCCAUUUAAUAUGGUACGCAAUGUGAUGGACAUGAAUGCUCAUUAUGGGGGUUUGAAUGCUGCAUUCCUGGAGGAAAAGAAAUCAGUGUGGGUGAUGAAUGUUGUGCCUGUUAGUGCACGCAAUACACUUCCUCUCAUCCUUGAUCGAGGUUUUCCUGGUGUUUUGCACGACUGGUGUGAACCAUUCCCAACAUAUCCUCGGACAUAUGACAUGCUUCAUGCGAAUGGGCUCCUCUCACAUCUCUCUUCAGAGAGGUGCAGUUUGAUGGACUUAUUUGUAGAGAUGGAUCGAAUUCUGCGUCCUGAGGGUUGGGUCGUGCUCUCUGAUAAAUUGGGAGCUAUAGAGUGGGCACGUGCACAUGCUACACAGAUACGAUGGGAUGCAAGGGUGAUCGACCUUCAGAAUGGUAGUGAUCAGCGGCUACUUGUUUGUCAGAAACCAUUUGUGAAAAAAUGACUGAUCUAGCACCUGGAGGUCGCAUGACUAUGGAUGUGUACAAUUUUUUUGAUCUGGUCCACAGGAUAAGUCGCCUUGUUCACCAAUUUAUGCUUCUAGCUGCUUGUUUGCUUCCGAGCCAAUUAGAUCCUCUCAAGUUUUUGAUGGUAUCAUUGGUCCAAUGAUUUUGCAUCCACCUAUAAAACCUCGGUGUUGGCACAUUGCAGAAGUCAAUUUUCAGAUGUAGUUAGCAUUUUUCCAGAGACACUAGCUAUCUGUUCUGUUCGAACUAAAAUGAUAAUCCAUAUUUAAUAUUUUGUGUCGGAACUGAUGUAGUUAUUUUGUCAGAGGAUGAACUAUCAGCAGCAUCAUAACGUGAGAUACUGUUCUGGAGUCUCAACAGGUUUGAGAUAUCAAUUGACUGAAACAAGGAGCAUGAUAGAGGCUGUAGAUUAGAAAAGAGGUUUGCUGCAGAAGUAGCUGCAAUUCCUUUUUCUUUCUUUUUCCUUUUCUUUUUGGUCAAGGCAUUUGUAGCAAUUCUUUCAUCCAAUUUUUUUUUUUUUUACUUUUGUCUUAAUUUUGAGUUUGUUUAUUUCUUUAUUAUUUGAUAUUGAACUCAUCCUUUGUAUUGAACCAGCAUUGCUGUGCAAUUCCCCACGAAAUGUGAUAAUUACAAAUAGAUCAAAAACAA